This is a messenger RNA of Cuscuta epithymum, 827 nucleotides long. The record is from the annotation of a GenBank genome assembly. Lineage: Eukaryota; Viridiplantae; Streptophyta; Magnoliopsida; Solanales; Convolvulaceae.
CAUAGGUGUAUAUAUAAACUCAAAGUCUCAAAUGUUCUUUUGGCUACUACCUGUCUUUGAUCACAACAAGUUGAGCAUGGAUGAUAAUAGUAUCAAUAGUUUCUUCAAAGUAGGACUCAUUCUAUUAGUCAUUCUUUGUAUUUUUCCAAUGGCGGUAGAGAGUCAUUGGAAGCUCAUUGGCCCACUUUGUGCAUCACAGAUCACCCUAGUUGACCAUGCAUGCUCAUUUCUCCCAUUCAAUCUCCCUCCACCAUCUCCUCCAUCAUCAUCGUCGUCGUCAUCAUUACCGUCACUUGUUUCUGCUCCUAGUCCAGAUGGACGACAUUCGCGUAGGCACGGACCUCAUGGCCGAAGACAUCACCACCAUAGACACCAUACUGAUAACCCUGAAGAAGAGAUUUGUUGCCGAUGGUUGAGAGAAGUUGAUGAUGAGUGUGUUUGUCAACUACUAGCUCAGUUACCUGCAUUCCUUUCUAAGCCUGUUCAUCAGUAUUCUGUCAUUGUUGGUGACACGUGCAAUGAGAACUUCCAAUGUGGUUCACGAGUCAAAGUCAAUGGUUAAACUAUACUAGUUGAUGAAUUAAACCAUUAAUUCUAUGACGAUUCACUAUAUGAUUUAUUAGUCAUGCUUCUUGCAUAAUAAUAGAAUUAAGUAAUAUACUAGAUACCGUUACAUUGAAUUUGUUAGUAUGUCACUCUAAGAAAGUUAUAAAAGACUCCACCUUUUCGUUGUAUUGCAUUAUAUGACCUUGAGCAACUUCUUAGUUCACAUUGUAUGUUUCUCUUUGAUUGUUACUAUUUUUUAAUUCGUCAAACAAUAAGAAAAA